Acytostelium subglobosum LB1 is the source of this 1761-nucleotide messenger RNA. RefSeq lists its product as hypothetical. Lineage: Eukaryota; Evosea; Eumycetozoa; Acytosteliales; Acytosteliaceae. The coding region runs from base 1 to 1761 and encodes 586 amino acids. Gene Ontology annotation, cellular component: cytoplasm. Gene Ontology annotation, molecular function: ATP binding; adenylylsulfate kinase activity; sulfate adenylyltransferase (ATP) activity. The transcript has 3 exons. The record is from RefSeq and is a predicted model, not a curated record.
AUGAUACCCGUUGGACUAUUGGACGAAGCCGACAGCGACCAACUUUGCCCUGGAAACACGCCCCACGGAGGCAAGCUCAUUGACCUGCUGCUCAAGGAUGACGAGCUCGUCGCUUUGAAGGCCCGUGCCGUUAACAUCCCCUCACUGCUGCUGACACGUCGUCACCAGUGUGACAUUGAGCUAAUAAUCAAUGGUGGCUUUUCCCCACUAACUUCAUUCAUGGACGAACUGACCUAUAAUGGUGUUGUCGAGAGGAUGCGUCUUCCAUCAGGUCUUUUGUUCCCCAUGCCAAUCACAUUGGAUGUUGAUGAGCAAUUUGUAAACAAUAUAAAUGCAUCCACCAACAAGGAUGUAGCACUUAGAGAUGAGGAGGGUAACUUGAUUGCCGUACUGAAUGUAUCGUCCAUUUACAAGCCUGACAAACAAAAGGAGUGUCAGAUGACGAUGGGCUCCAUCGACCCCUAUCAUCCAGGUGUUGAUGGAAUUCUCAAGUCCAAGGAAUACUACAUCUCUGGCAAGCUGGAGGGAGCUCAGCUUCCUGUACACUAUGACUACAACUCUCUUAGAAGAACACCAAUGGAGGUCAGAAGACUCUUCCAUGCCAAUGGAUGGACUCAGGUCAUUGCAUUCCAAACAAGGAAUCCCAUGCACAGGGCACACAGAGAGUUGACCGUGAGAGCUGCAGAGUGCAACCCAGGCUGCAAAUUACUUAUACACCCAGUGGUUGGCAUGACAAAGCCUGGCGACAUUGACUAUCACACUCGUGUAAAGUGCUAUCAAUCAAUCAUGAGCUCCUAUCCAGAGGAUCUGGCUACUCUUUCACUACUGCCACUGGCCAUGAGAAUGGGUGGCCCUCGUGAGGUGCUCUGGCAUGCAAUCAUUCGCAAGAACUUUGGCGUAACCCACUUCAUUGUUGGUCGCGAUCACGCUGGUCCAGGUGAGGACAAGAAUGGAAAGUCAUUCUAUGAGCCCUACGAGGCACAGGAGAAUGCCCUGCGUCAUGAGGCCGAGCUGGGUGUCAAGAUCCUCCCCUUCCAGAUGAUGGUCUACGUAGCCGCUCACGAUAAAUACUAUCCAGUGGACAAAGUUCCCGAGGGCCUGGAGACGUCCAACAUCUCUGGCACUAAGCUACGUCAUCUCCUGCGCACAGGUGGGGAGAUCCCCAACUGGUUCACCUACGAGUCGGUGGUCAAGAUCCUUCGUGACUCAUGUCCACCGAGGUCAAAGCAGGGUUUCACCAUCUUCUUCACCGGUUUCUCUGGCAGUGGCAAGUCGACAAUCGCCAAUGCACUCAACGAGGCCCUUCUGGCAGCGACAUCACGCACCAUCACUCUUUUGGACGGCGAUAUCGUUCGCACGUUCCUCUCGAGUGAGUUGGGAUUCUCCAAGGAACACCGCGACCUUAACAUCAAGCGCAUUGGAUUCGUUGCCUCUGAGAUCAACAAGUCUGGCGGCAUUGCAAUUUGUGCUCCGAUUGCACCAUACGAAGGUGCCCGUGAGUUUGUUCGCAAUCUGAUCAACGCCAAUGGUGGCUUUGUCGAGGUGCACAUCAGCACACCAAUCGAGGUUUGCGAGAAGCGUGACCGCAAGGGUCUGUAUGCCAAAGUUCGUGCCGGCCAGCUCAAGGGCUUCACUGGCAUUGACGAUCCAUAUGAGGUACCAGCCAACCCUGAACUGCGCAUAGAUACAUCUCACACCACCGUCUCUCAGGCUGUUGAACAGAUCCUAUGCUAUUUGCGAAAGGAUGGCUAUGUCCAAUGA